UGGAAAUGGGUCCAGAUUUUGUUCUGCUUUGCAUUCUGCCAGUAGACCGGAACCAGUCUGUUAUGGUCAGCAUUCAGCAGACUUUAGUUGAAGCGUUUUGUCGUGAUAACGACAUAAAUCUUGUAAAAGUUGACAGCACUGACAAAUUGGCAGCACUUGUCAGAUACGAUGAUCCAAAUGACAACGAAGAUUAUCGCGAUUACUGCUGUGUACUGGUGCAGGCUCCAACUUCUUGUACCGAAAAAUGUGAAUUCCGCAAGUUGAACCAGUCAAUUGUUGAUUACUACAACUCUGUAUUUGUGGACUGGGACUCCGAGCCUAUUAUUGAACUGCCUGGCUGAUUCUUAUAACCAAUUUACUCCAAAUCUAUAUUGCCUAAAGUGGCAUUCCCGCAAGAGCAUGAAGAACCUGUUCUUUCGAUCUCUUGGCUUGUUCUACUCCACUCUGGUAGACCAGUACUGGCUAUCUGGCACAAAACCAGAUAAUAUGACAAGAAAAAAAGUGAGAUCCCUACCAUGGCUCAGCUCUGCUUCAAAGCAAGUGACAAUGCCAGUGUUCCCUCUUCUGUUUACGCUGGAGACUGUACUGGAAGAUAAAACGGAUACUUUUCUUCACUGGAAGAAUACUGUUAGACUGUGACCAGGAAUAGACUGUACAAUAUUUUACUGCUAUGGAACUACUCUGUGCCUUUUGAGCAUGUCCAAGAUGAGCUUGGGAAUAAAUUUCUUACAUUGAACUAUAAAGGAUUGAAGACUAUCUCAGCAUUUCUAUAACUGACUAUAGAGCAUUUGAUUUCUAUAUCUCCUUUAAAGCAAUGAUAUUUUGUAUUCAUGUUUUUAACAAGUUUACAUCAACUGGAGUAAUUUGGUUCUGAAUAAAUUUCUUUUGAAAAUA
Molecule: messenger RNA, 894 nt
Organism: Octopus bimaculoides (California two-spot octopus)
Lineage: Eukaryota; Metazoa; Mollusca; Cephalopoda; Octopoda; Octopodidae
Product: growth arrest and DNA damage-inducible protein GADD45 gamma
Biological process (GO): regulation of cell cycle
Cellular component (GO): nucleus; cytoplasm
Source: RefSeq, a predicted model, not a curated record